GCCAGCUUCUUCAUAUCGAGGCAUUUUCUUGCCAUUAGCCUCUCUCCCAGCAGACGAAGGCAAAUCGCCAAACACCUUCCACCCACGGCCACACAGAGACAGAGAGAGAAACGGAGAUGGAGCAUUAUGAGCAGCAUGGCUUCUUGGAGGAGCUCUUGGCGGCUCAAAGGAGGAGCCACAGCCACCACCCAUUUGAGACCAACCCCACAGAGAUGAACGACCUCUUCUUCUCUAAUGCCUGGGCUUCUUCUCACCAUCCCUGCUUCGACGACAACCCGUCUUUCUUCUCUCCCUCUCAAGCCUUCUCCGUCUCUCCAUGCCUCGACCAAGAUGACCUCAGCAGCUUGUGCUUCCCAUCUGGCAAUGAGUACGCUUUCUUGCAGCAGCCCCACAUGAUAAGCGACUCGUCCUACAGCCCAGUCACCGGUCCGCAGUUCACCGACUCGUCCUACAGCCCGCGCGAGAUCGACGCCGGCGUUCAAGAAGAUCAGUUCCCGCUUCGUCCUCUGGUGGAGGAAGACGAACCGGAUCCUGCUCGGCUUCUGACGGUGACGGAUGAUUUCCAGGGCCUGUAUCUACAACAGGCGACUUGCAAGGUUGAGCCUGUAGUACAUCAGGAAUCUCCUGAAGCAGCAGCACCAGCAGCAGCUCCUCCUGGAGUGUUCAACAUGGGCGGUUCUUGUCUGGAAGGGAAGAGCAGGGCCAAGAAGGUGGAGGGCCAGCCUUCCAAGAACCUGAUGGCCGAGAGGAGGAGGAGGAAGCGGUUGAACGAUCGGCUCUCUAUGCUCCGAUCCAUCGUUCCCAAGAUAAGCAAGAUGGACAGGACAUCGAUUCUUGGAGACACGAUCGACUACGUCAAAGAACUCACUGUCAAGAUCAACAGUUUGCAACAAGAGAGCAAACUGGACUUGAAGCAGCUGAACGUGUUGGAGCCUCUCAAGGAGAUGAAGCCAAGUGAAGUGUCGGUCAGGAACUCACCACAGUUCGAAGUGGAGAGAAGAAAUGAGGACACAAGGAUUGAGAUUUGCUGUGCGGGGAAGCCAGGAUUGUUGCUAUCGACCAUAUCCACCAUGGAAGCACUAGGGCUUGAGAUUGAGCAGUGCGUUAUUAGCUGUUUCAGUGACUUUGCAAUCCAAGCUUCCUGUUCAGAGGGAUUGGAGCAGAGGAGUCUGGUCAGCUCUGAAGAUAUGAAGCAAGCUCUGUUCAGGAAUGCAGGGUAUGGAGGGAGGUGUUUGUGAUGGUGAAGGAUGCUCCUGGUUUUAGUAAUUGAAAAAUGAGUUUUGGGAAUGUGAGGCUGUAGUGAGACUGAGGCUAG
Messenger RNA from Rhodamnia argentea, 1315 nucleotides. Its product is annotated as transcription factor bHLH93-like. Gene Ontology annotation, biological process: regulation of DNA-templated transcription. Lineage: Eukaryota; Viridiplantae; Streptophyta; Magnoliopsida; Myrtales; Myrtaceae. Bases 117 to 1238 code for a protein of 373 amino acids. Gene Ontology annotation, molecular function: sequence-specific DNA binding; DNA-binding transcription factor activity; protein dimerization activity. The record is from RefSeq and is a predicted model, not a curated record. The transcript has 4 exons. Gene Ontology annotation, cellular component: nucleus.